UAUUGAUCUUCGCGACCUUAGUCUCGAAAUCAAUAGCGACCCCUCUAUACAUUCGCUUCCUUCCCUUUACUUCAUCAACGCGUCGCAUUCUAUAUCUCAUUCCACGUUCAUCGAUAAUCAAUCCUCCAUACUUGAGCCACGCCCCAUAGUCCUCUAUUCCUGUUCAACCCCACUAUCUUUACAUCAUGGCGUUUUCACUCAGGUUCAAGCGCCCGCAUAUGCUCAACCCUUUCUUCUUCCUCAUCGUCAUUUGUAUCCUGAUCCCUGUCGCCUAUAACUUUGCAGACUAUGAGCUGACCUGGCAUCGAAAGAUUGACUCCAAUUGGUUCUACAACAAACGCGACUACUAUGUUCUCGCUCUUUGCAUCGCACCUUCGGUCCUGGGCCACCUUGCCACGAUCUGGGGUCAUUACUACCGUGCCGAACGUGAGUUCCAACACAGCAUCGCCAAGGUGACAACUCCGGUAUCUGUCAAGCAGAAGAUUUCGCUCUGGGAGCGCCAUAUCUGGUGGGGAUACACCGUCAAGUACUGGAUCAUGGUUGUGGUCACGGUCCUGCUGAACCUGACCUGGUUCAUUGUCCCUAUGGUCCAGAGUACUGCAAAAAUGGUCGACCGUUUCGGAUAUGUCGGAGGCAUUGGCCGCGCGGCCGGAAAUGCUAGCGGUUAUACCGUUGUUGCAUGCUGCGGUAUGAUCCUGUUCUUAGUUCUCCGCCGAUCCAUGCUCCACGCCAUUGGUUUUACCUAUGCCGAGAUUGUGCCUCUUCACAGAUGGUUGGGUGCUGCCAUUGUCGGAUGGAGCACCAUCCAUACCAUCGGGUACAUAGUUUACUUGGCUAACGACGGCCGCCUCCAGACUGAUAUUAAUUUUUACGAUACCUCGCGUGGCACCCUGAACAUGAUGGGUGUCUUUGCCUAUGGUGCCGUCUGCUUGCUGGGCCUCGGCGCGAUCCCUCAGAUCCGCCGACGCUUCUACUUGCUCUUCUUGAGCACGCAUCGCUUCUUCACGGCUGUGUUCUUUGUCGGAAUGAUCACGCAUUACCCAAGCCCCAUGCUUUGGUACUAUCUCCUGCCCACUAUCAUCCUCUUCUUGGUCGAUCGUUUCGUCCCCAAGAUGAUGCAGGCUCGUACGGUAUAUCCCGAGGCUACUUGCUCCUUGAACGUCGAUGCUGAUAUCAUCCGCAUGACUUUCACCUCCCCCGAACCUAUGAAGCCCUACUACCCUGGUGAUUACAUCUCUGUCCAGAUCCCCAAGAUUGGAACUGUCUAUCAUCCUUUCACGAUCGCUUCUUAUUGGCCUGAGGACCCUUAUUCGAUGACUCUGUACAUCCGUUGCUUUGAGGACUCAAAGCUGAGCUGGACCUGCGCCCUUGCCAGACUCUGUGGCAAGGAGGACAAGCGCAUCCGCGUCAAGGCCAAUGUCGACGGCGUCUUUGGUGAUCGUCGCCAUGACUAUCUCAAGUCUGAGACGAUGAUUAUCUUUGUUGCCGGUGCUGCCAUUACUACUUUCAUGGCCCUUAUCAAGGCCAUCGCCGCCCAGAUUGCCGCCUCGAGCGAUCCUCUCCGCAUGCAACUUCACCUUAUUUGCACCUUCCGCACCCGUAGUGAGCUGCACGCCUACGGAUCAUUCUUGCACCAGAUCACGCGUGAUCCUCGCUUCACGUCCUGGCUCCACGUCGAGAUCUACGUCUCGCGUCCCGAUAAGCCUAACACGCUGAUGGGUGCACACGCUCAUGUCAUCAAGAACGAUAUCCAAGUUCCCGCCAACUCCAAGAGAAAGGAGAAAAAGGCGCGUUUCAUGUCCCUCAGGCGCACUGGCACGAUAUUGAAGCGUGCUCUGUCCGGUCGUACCAUCGUUGCCGAGAAUGAAAAGGCUUCGUCCAAGACUGUUGACUCCACCGGCUCUAGUGUCUCUACAGAAGUUGUGACCCCCACUGAGAGCAAGGAGUCUUCUCUGCACAGAUCAGGCUCAAUCCACACUGUUGUAGACCUUGAGGACAUUGCUGAGGAAAGCGAGCCCGUCAAGACCAUAAAGUCCCAGCCCGAGAAGGUUCAUACCUCUACAACUACAGUUGCUGAUGAGCCCAUGGUCUCAUCGCCUACGCGCGCCAUGACCUACGACAACCGUACCCUACCCACCUUCCAGGCUGCUAAUUCGACCACGGUCGCCACUCGCUGGGCCAGACUCGACCUGUUCGUCACCUGCGUGCUCAUUUUCAUUCCCCUGGCGGCGUGGUGCGUUGCACGCACGGUUUCUUGGGAGGGUCCCUCGGGCUGGUGCAAGACCAGCAAAGCUCGUGGCACUUAUGUCCAGGCUAACUGCCGCUGGACCUACGGCAUGAUUCCUGGCACUAUCCAGAUUGUGGUUGCAUCAAUUGCCGGAUACUUCGCUGUCUGGUUGGCUCGUGUGAUUCUGAUGCGCCGCGGUCGUGAUGUGGAGGCCGGUCUGCCUUACCCAGAUUUCGCUGUCGAAGACGAGAGACUCGCGAUUGAGGAUGGCAACUGGGACGAAGGAGAUGUGGUCUACACACGAGGUCGUUUGGAUGUCAAGAAGCUCAUCCAGGGCUUUGUCGAGGCUGGUGUUGGCAAGAGGGAGAAGGGUCGUGGCUUGGUAUCGGUCUUUGGAGGUGGACCUGAGGGCUUUGUGAGUAUGGUUGAGAAGCAGGCCAAGGUGGCGGACUGGUCGGUCGAUUUCCAUCGCGAGACCUGGGCACCUUAGAGUAUAGGAAGCCUUUGAAUCUCCUCAUUCUUAUUUAUAUACACCCAUGUACAUAAUCAUAUCCAUAUUAAAAGC
Molecule: messenger RNA, 2792 nt
Organism: Gamsiella multidivaricata
Lineage: Eukaryota; Fungi; Mortierellomycota; Mortierellomycetes; Mortierellales; Mortierellaceae
Exons: 4
Coding region: 186-2717 (843 amino acids)
Cellular component (GO): plasma membrane
Molecular function (GO): oxidoreductase activity
Source: RefSeq, a predicted model, not a curated record